This is a messenger RNA of Argiope bruennichi, 2773 nucleotides long. RefSeq names its product nostrin-like (gene Nost). Gene Ontology annotation, molecular function: protein binding. Gene Ontology annotation, cellular component: plasma membrane; cytoplasm. The transcript has 13 exons. Bases 289 to 1812 code for a protein of 507 amino acids. Lineage: Eukaryota; Metazoa; Arthropoda; Arachnida; Araneae; Araneidae. The record is from RefSeq and is a predicted model, not a curated record.
GACGUGCGUCAGUCAGUGUAAACGUUUUCCCAGCCGUAGAAGGUAGUAGAUGAGUACUCUCUUCCAUUUAACGUUUGAAUGCAAAUGUCAUGAAACUGAUUUCGAAAAUUCGGUUUAUGCGUGAUGUUUCGAUUUUGAAGAGAAAAAUCCGUUUCAUGUAAAGAAUACAAUUUUGGAAUAUUUGUGCCGACACUUUCUUCGAGGACAUCAUGUUUGUGUUUGUUUACAUUUAAAUUUUAACCGUUUUUUUCUUUUCCUUUCUGUGUAUUUAUACAACUCUGAAGCAAAAUGUCAUUUCAAGAUUCCUUUUGGGGCCCUAAUGGUUUUGAAGAAUUGAGGAAAUCUAUAAAAGAAGGCCAAGAUUUUACAAAAGACAUAGCAGCAAUACUGCACGAAAGGUCUGAAUUAGAAAUGACGUACGCGAAAGGCUUGUCAAAGCUCGCUGCAAAAAUCAACAAAGCAGCUAGAUUGGCACUAGGGACUACCCAGCACGCGUGGCAGGAAGUUGCCCUUCAAAUGGAAAAUGAAGCUGAUACCCACAGGUGUUUGUCAAGUAGUUUAGAAGAUGACGUAGUCAAGCCAAUAAAAGUCCUAUUGGAUUGCCAACAUAAACAAAGGAAAAUUCUGGAAAAUACUGUGGACAAAGUCUACAAAUCUCUCAAUGACAGGCGAAAUGAGGAGCUGAAAGCUAAGAAGAUCAGCUAUGCGUGCGCCCGCGAGAAUGAAAGAAUGCAAGAGCAGGCUCUUGAUUGCAAACUCAACAAAGGCAAGCUCCUCACAGAAAAGGACAUUCACAAAUUGGAAGCUAAAAAGCGAAAAGCAGAAGAAUUACUGACGAGAGCCGACAUCGAUUACUACAAUUCCUGUAUAAAAGCUGAGAGGACGAGGCAAGAUUGGGAGACGUCCGUGUACAGAGCUAACCUCGCCUUCCAACAACUGGAGGAAGAACGUCUCAACAGCAUGCACGAUUUUGUACAGAAAUAUACAAACCACUACAGCCAAAUGGGACCUGCCUUAACACAAUGUUCAGAGAGACUAAAAAUUACAGUGAAUUCAGUAGAUGUUUCUGCCGACAUACAGAAGCUUAUUGAAACAAGAGGAACUGGGCAAAACGUACCAGAACAAUUCUUACCGGAUUUUUAUGCUGAGAACUUGAGCUACGAAAUGAAGAAAGAGAGACGGAAAGAAAUUCUGCAAAGGUUUCUAUCCCUUCUGAAGCACGAUUUGGAACUCGAGAGGAAAGGCAAACAGGGCGUCGAAAAUUUGGCUAAAGUCUUCCAAGAGACGCCCACUUUCGGAGACGCCGAUGCUCAGCAAGAUGUCUUUGAAAAGCUGCAACACAUGAGGGCUAUGCUCACCUACCUAGAGGCCACAAGAUUUAAGAUGCAAUGCACUCUUGCUGAAUUGGAUGGACGCAAUAAACCUACACAUCCUUUAAUUAAUCAUAUGGAAGUUAAAAACAAACAGGGAAUGAAUCAAACCAUUCUAAAAAUCCCUCAUUGGGUAAGGAUGGAGAGGCGAAAUUCUGGCAGCAGUGGUUCUGGAUCAAAUGACUCCCAUGACAUUGAUAUAUCACAAGUACAAGAUGCACCAGAUGACCUAUAUGCCAAUGUACCGGCUCGUUCAAAUGGUGUAUCUUCAAUGACACAGUGCCGUGCAUUAUAUGAAUAUGAAGCUAAAUUAAGCGAUGAACUCUCUCUUCAGCCAGGUGAUAUCAUUAUUUUAGUACAAAAGACAGAAGACGGCUGGUGGCAAGGAGAGCUUAACGGGAAUGUGGGAGUUUUCCCAUCCACUUAUGUUGAAGAACUAUAGAUUUAUUAUUGAAGUAUUUCUUUUUCAAGGGAAUCAAAAUACAUUAAGUGCAAUUCUUAUUACCAAAAGACUGACAAAUGCAGUAAACAGGUAAAUUAAUUUUUAACCCUGUGUUUGGUGAAACUGACCAAAAUGUUUGUAGCUUGAUUUAUCACCGCAUGCCAUUGAACUUUUCUUUCACAUCUUCUAGUUAUUAAGAAAAUCUGGAAGAAUUAUAAGUCAUUUUCUUCAUGUUAUCAAAAAUAGAAUUUUGUGAAAAUUUAUUGCUUAGAAAUGAUUAAUGGUUAUUAUCACUUUAUAUUUUAAGGAGAAUAAUCAUCAAACCUUUGUUUCAGUGCCUGUAACAAAAGUUAUUAGAUUUGUUAGCUUUGUUCUUAUCAUGAACUAUUCAUAUUUCUAAGAUUUCAUCAUAUACAAUUCGGACAUAAAAUUAUUCAAAAAUAAAUCAGAAUGAAGUAAAUAAGAAAUUGCUAUUAUUUUUAUUAUAUUUAUGCACUGAAAAAGUUAAACUUAUGGAAAAUUUUAUAUUAUUGGUUUUAAUGUUAUGCAUGCCUUCAGCAAAUCUAGACAUAUCAAUCUUUUCAAUACAAACAAAUAUAUGAAUAAGAUAUUUUUAAUACUAGCAUAUAUUUGAUAUAAAUGCAAUUCUUUAAAUUGAUAAUAAUGUGGUAGCCUCUUUUUUUAUAAUAAUCUACAUACAAUAUCAAUGAAUUAGUGAUCUACAAUGAAUUGGAAUACAUAUGCCUUACUUGUAUAUUUCUAUUCAAACAAGAUAAUUUUGAUAAUGAUUAUACAAAAUCAUUUAUUUCUAAAUCUCUUGUAAUUUCUGAUAUACUUAUUUAGAGAAGUAUUGUUGUAUUUUGCCAUACUGAUGUAAAAGUUGUUCCUAUAUAGUUCAUUUGUAAAUACAAAGAAUUUAAAAUGUUGAAUUAUUUUUAAGUUAUAUUGUACAUUUGUAUAU